AUGUUUGGCGGAAUUCCAUUUGAACACUUUGGUGGUGGUAUGCCAGGAGGCAUGCCCGGGGGAAUGGGCAGAGGAGGUGGAGGCGACGUGGACACGCAAAAGCUUUACGACGUCUUGGGGGUAGAAAAGAGUGCGGACGCAAAAGAAAUCAAGAAGGCCUACAGAAAACUGGCUGUCAAGCACCAUCCUGAUAAAGGAGGUGACGAGCAUGUUUUCAAAGAGAUUAACGCCGCUUACGAAAUUCUUAGUGACGAAGAAAAGCGCAAUCUUUACGACAAGUAUGGUUUGGAAGGCGUUGAACAAGGAGAUGCACCAUCAGCCGGUGGCGAAGAUCUCUUUUCCAUGUUCUUUGGAGGUGGUGGCGGUAGAAGAUCCGCAGGGCCUAGGAAGGGACCAAGCAUUCAACACCCAAUAAAGGUAGCCUUGGAAGACUUAUACAACGGCAAGACAGUCAAACUUGCCAUUAACCGAAAGGUCAUGGCUGGAGACUCCAAAUUUUGCGAUAACUGCAAUGGAAAGGGUGCAGUCUUAGAGCUCCGUCAAAUCGGACCUGGAAUGGUCACACAGAUGCAAAGAACAUGCAGUUCCUGUAAGGGUCAAGGGCAAGUUUAUAAGACUAAAAACGAACGCAAGGUCGUCGAGGUCCACAUUGAGAAAGGUGCCACCCACAAUCAAAAGAUUACUUUCCGAGGAAUGGCAGAUGAAACUCCAGGGAGAGAGACUGGAGAUGUUCACUUUGUCGUUCAAGAAAAGGACCACGAUUUGUUCAAACGAAAAGGUGCCGAUCUGUUGCUCAUGCAAGACAUCAGUGUCAACCAAGCAUUAACUGGGUUUUCGUACAAAUUCAAACACUUGGAUGGACGAGAGCUGAUUAUCAAGACGAAGCCAGGUGAGGUCAUCGAAUGCGAGAUUGAAGUUGGUGGAAAGAAGAUGCCGUACAUGACAAAGGUUGCAAAUGAGGGUAUGCCCAGCAAGGGAAACCCAUUCGUAAAGGGAGAUCUUUACGUCAUGUUUCAUGUGAAAUUCCCCAAGAAGAUCGACCCCAAGGUCGCGGAACAGAUUUGUAAAUUGUUGCCGGAUCCUAACGUUGAGGAGAAGUAUGAUGCAAUGGAGGUUGAGGAACAUUUCAUGGAACCUGCUGAUUUGAGACACUUUGGAAAGGGCGGUGCCGCAGUGGCUGGAGGAGAUUAUGACAGCGACGAUGAAGAAGGACAGCCUGUACAGUGCCAACAAUCGUAA
Cylindrotheca closterium is the source of this 1239-nucleotide messenger RNA. NCBI's taxonomy places the organism in Eukaryota, Bacillariophyta, Bacillariophyceae, Bacillariales, Bacillariaceae. The record is from the annotation of a GenBank genome assembly.